Seriola aureovittata is the source of this 1149-nucleotide messenger RNA. Its product is annotated as CD209 antigen-like protein C. The transcript is spliced from 6 exons. The record is from RefSeq and is a predicted model, not a curated record. Lineage: Eukaryota; Metazoa; Chordata; Actinopteri; Carangiformes; Carangidae. The coding region runs from base 234 to 1001 and encodes 255 amino acids.
UGGCCAGGACAUACAGAAAAACAGAUGCAGAGAAGCCUUGAGAGAAAACACCAACAGCAGCAACAGAAUAGAGUGCAGGUUUAUAUUUAUGAUUUAGAACUACAAACGACAAUAUCAACAAUCAAGACAGCUCCAGGUGCCAGAGAAAUACAGCAAUGGGGUGACAGCAGUUGGGGGCAAAUAAUCAUUAAACCGAGACUGUUAUAAAAGACGCAGAGAGUUUUUACUUUAAAAUGUCUUUGAACAUUUAUGAAGAACCAAGUUUGAUCAUGGAUGUGAGAUACAGCAAAGGAAUCCGAGAGGACAGAGGAGAGAGAGUGGAGAGACUGGUCGACAUCUAUGAUGGACAGAACACUUCCACGGAGCAUCACAUUUAUCUUUCCACACAGGACAGAGGAGCACACACUCAAAAGCCUCCUCCAGCUGUCCAACGAAACCCUUUCAGAGCUGCUGCACUGAUCCUGGGUCUACUGUGUAUCCUGCUAUUAGGGGGGUGUAUUGUCCUGUCCAAGCUCUAUAUGCAAAUCAUUGAGGAAAAAAACAUAGUUGAUGCCACUAAUAACGAGCUGCAGGUCAGGUUGGACACCAUCCUCAAAGAAACCUGCCAGGCACAGGGGAAUAAGACAGUUGCAGGAUGGAAGCGGUUUCGAUGCAGUUGUUACUACAAAUCCACUGACAUGAAAAACUGGAAUGACAGCAGGGAGGACUGUCAGAGCAUAGGAGCUGAUCUGGUGAUAAUAAACAGCAAAGAAGAGCAGGAAUUUGUCAUGAAGAUGAACGAACACGGAGCUUCAUGGAUCGGUCUGCAGUCAGAGAAAAUAAAGGUUUGGCCGGAGAAAUGGCAAUGGAAGUGGGUUGAUGGAUCACUACCAGAAUAUCGAGCCUGGCAGGUAGGAGUGGACGUAAUCCCUGUUGACAGGUCCACAGCCUAUAUGGACGUCCAAGGAUGGAUGCGCGCGAAGAACGGAUCCAAACAAUGGAUCUGUGAGAAACAGAUCUGAGAUCUGAGAGUUUCCUGGUGAUCUUGCAGUCUUGUGCCAUGUAACUGUGAUGUAAUGAAUCUGGUCAAAGAUCCUCUCUGCAUGUAAUUUCCCUGAUCUCCCCCUCCCUUAAAAGCUACUGUACACAAUAAAAGCAAACAUGAGAUAA